Messenger RNA from Pocillopora meandrina, 26040 nucleotides. Lineage: Eukaryota; Metazoa; Cnidaria; Anthozoa; Scleractinia; Pocilloporidae. The record is from the annotation of a GenBank genome assembly.
AUGAACGGAUGCCAUCCAAAUGCAUCUUGCACUAAUACCCAGGGCUCAUACAACUGUUCUUGCAAUCCUACGUAUAUUGGGAAUGGUUUUAAAUGUAAAGGUUAGUUUGGUUUUUCAUGAAGGCGAUGAAAUCUAUAUUUUGUUUCCCACGUUAAACGUAGCAGUAAAUUGGCUUAGAGCUGACUUCCAUUCGAAAUUCACAUCCAGGAGGCAUAAUUUUACGCUCCCUUGUGUACAAAAACGAAACAACUUUUGAUUAUACAUGACUAUAAAUAUAUGAAAAUCAUGCAUGUGCACUGCGGUUGAAGAAACGAAUAUACAGGCAAUCCUCGCAGUUAUGAAUACCACUGAACUAGUAGUGAAAAUAAGGCCUGAAAAAAAAUUCAGGUCCGUACGGGAUUUCAACCCAUGACCUUUACGAUACCGGUGCAACGCUCUACCAACUGAGCUAACAGGCUAACUGGGAGCUGCUAGUUACAAAUAACCAUCUAAUUGGUGAAUACAUUAAUGUAAACAUAUGAAAAUCAUAUAUGUGCACUGCUACUGCCAGUGUAGUAGUGUUCAAAACUGCGAGGAUCGCUUCAAUGUUUGUAAAUUUUGAUUAUGUUUUUAAAACCUUACACGAACUUUUACAUGAUGCAGACAUAACACACUACGCGGAACUAAAAAACUGUUGAGAAACUCUAACCUUAAAAGAUUCCCCCAUAAUAACAGGUAUGAUCAAUCAAAUUCGUUUGACUUUUGCAAGCCAAUUUGCGCUAUGGUUAUAAAUAAUUGGAUGAUGCUAACAGGCAGAGAGUUCUUAUACAGUCAUGGGAAAUAACUGUGUUGUUACCAAAUACCUGUGGGCUGGUAUCGUUGUGUGGGAAGUGAGGGUCAAAAAUGUCUUAAGCGCAUUUGGUAGCAUUCAGUUGAGGUACAAACAACUACAGGCUUUGAUGGGCGAUUAAAGCAAGAGGAAAAAUAACUCUUUACAAUACUAUCAUUUCAUUUUAGUUCUUUAGUGCAUAAUUAUUGUCCAACGCAAAAUUCCCUUAAAAUUAAUUUAAUGCAUAGUUGUUCUUGUAACACGCAAGUCCUAUCUGGUUGUUAUCGAACUGAUUGACUUGAAAAAUGUCAACAAGAAAAAAAAAAGUUAUCAUUGGUACUGCAACAUUUUAUAAUUUUUAUUUAUUUUAAUAUCCGACCCAUGUUAUUAUCAUCAAAACCUGAGUGAUGCCGAUAGAAAGAACAAUUACGCUACACCGGGAUUUGACAUGUACUACUUAGCCCCUUAACUAAUGUAAAGUCACUUUUCUUCUUAAGUACAAGUUUCAUCACUGAUUGACAAGCUGCUAGAAUUAUAAGACGUUAGAAAAGAUCUUGAACCAUUUAUUUUAAUACCUACAGUCCUUUGGCAAAUUUCAUUUCACUUCGCAGCCGAUCCUUGCUUUCAUUAUAAAAACCUAAGUGAUGCCAAAAGAAAGAUAACUUACGUAACACCUGACGGUUCAGGGUUGUGUGACAAACAACUCCCUGAGGAAUGGUAUCGUUUUGUGGGAGCUGCAGGAACAAAAAUGCCCACAACACGUGUGCCAGCAUACAGAUGUGGUACAGACUGGCCAGGUUGGUUGGAUGGUGCUCAUCCUACAGUGGAAGAUGGUGAAGUUUUCAGGAAGGUCUGCUUUAGUGAUCGCUUUACUGGUUGCCGAUACACAGAAGAUAUUUUUGUAAAAAACUGUGGAUCCUACUUUAUCUACAAACUUUUAAAGCCACGAAGUUGUCACUCACGCUACUGUAGUGCAGACUGAAUGUGAAGCAAAUAUACUUCGCGUAGUAAGAGAACACACAAAUCGCUCCGUAGAUACAUGUAUAUAAAGUUUUGACAUGUAAGGUAUUCAACCUUUCUUCUCUAUCGUAAACAUUAUCAUCAGAUUUUAACUUUGGUGGCAAACAGGUACUUAUCUCAUUAGAGUGAUAAUUUUCAUCAGAUAGCCUCUGUCAUCAAAGAGAGUUUCCCCAAGUAUCUUUAAGUAAUUUUCCAGUAAAAUCUGCAAGACACAAACUCUCAAGCUUAAGGUUUUCGAGCCUUUUAUUUUAUUUUAUUUUAUUUUUUUUCAUCCUUCAAUUGCUGUAAUUAUAAACCAUGAUUAUUUUAGCGUGUGUCCGUGGAAUACAAACAGGCGCUAUCUUACGUUAUAGGCAUAGAAAAAAAAAGCGAUGACAGUCAAAAUCUGAUGUAGUUUGAAAUUACAUAAAGUUAACGUAUUAAUAGUGACUCAGUAUUUUGAAACAUUGAACCAAUUUCCAGAAACACAGUAAGCAAAAUUCAAUGGUUUAGCCUGCGUAACCGUGUGUUAAAUGUGUCCGAAUCGACCAGAAUUCAUUUGAAAUUAAUGGAUCGCUUACAUCUCACGCUUAUUUUGAAUUUCUUGACAACGUAUCAAAAUAGACUCUUCAAAGCAAAGUGAUAUGAGCUGGGUCAAUUGUGGCUCAGCUUCUUGAGUGGUGUAAAUAGAUUAUCUCAUUAUUUAACAAAAACUGUGUAUCUCUGUAAAUAAAUUUAACUUACACGGACUAUUUUUAGCUGAGUUUCAUAACACGAACACGAGUAAGCGUUAAGGGCAGUGUAGUCCAUGGGUCGGAGUAGGUUCUCGAUACCACUCAUCUAAUAGCGAUCGCGAAAGAGUAGCUUCCACCGUUUUUUACUGAAGUUAAUGUCAAUAACCAGGGAAAAAUAACAACAACAACAAAGAAAUGUUGCAGUGAAGUAAAAACAGAGCCAUAAAUAAAAACUGGGUUUAACUUUACAUCGCAACGAUUCAGUAACAAAUGGAGAAAGUUAUUGAAAAAGAUUUUUAACGAAAGGAACAGAAAAAGGAAAAUAAGGUAAUUUUUAACUUAAUAUUGAACAUUUUUCUUGAUUAAUUGCAAGUAGUUUUCACAAGUAAUGUUUGAAUUAUGAAGUUAAUAGUAAUAAAUAAAAAAAAUUGCAAAAAGGCAUCUCUUGUAGUUCAUGCCUUUGUUAGUGCUAAGGGGAUGUACAUAAAUUUGAUACCCGUAUGGGACAAGGGACAAAGGGGAGGGGGAAGGUUCUUUAUAAAAGAUCAAUGGGAGAAGUCAUUGUUACCCUUAGGACCUGAUAGUAAUAAUGGAUACCUUUUGCAUUGAUGUACAAAAAUUGCUCUGAAAAAUUUCAUAUUCACAUUCCGCUGGUAAAUGAAGUUAUCGAUAAAAUGUGUAAACACACUGGGCGGUUAACUUCGCUCGGUUAAUAUAUUUUUUUCCAUAAAUGAAUCAGUCGGAACUGUUGCAGAAUAAAGUCUGGUAAUAAAACCAGGUGCUGUAGUAUUGCCCAUCGUCUCCCGUUGCCGGAUUCCAUCAUUUAUCCUGUCGAUGUCAUCUGUCCGGCAGAAGGAAGUGAAUAACGUUUUCGUACACCACGAAUGUAAGUGCACAUGCUGGCGUUACUCUAAAAAGAAACAAAAUCAACAACAAUCAAACGCACAAUACACAGUAAAAUCGACAAUGAACGUUUUACAUAUAUUACAGUUUCAGGGUUUCUUCUAAAGCGCUCCUUUGCUGGAUUUCCAAAAACGAAAAAACCGCGAAAACUUACACUAACAUAUCAGGUGGGGCACAAACAUUUGUGAUAACGAUAAGUAUCUUAAUAAUUUCACAGUAUUCGAACAUGUAACUGACGAAAACAGUGACAUGACACCUACUCCAAAUUUUAUAGCCUCUUAAUGUAUCUAUCGCCUGUCUCUUCUUCCCAGUUUCUCACAGACUAGAGGGUGCAAAUAAGUUCAAACACCUCAUGGGGGUACCCCAUCUCUUAAGACCCUUUCCUUUACAAAGCGCUACCUAAAAUUAAAGAUGAGAGCCCACUAAGCCCUCUUGGCCAAUUCUAGAUUAUACAUUGCGGUUUAACACAUAAAACUAACAAGCAAACCUACUUGUAUCAUCAAAUUUAUUUUUAACAUUUAGCCUUACCUGAGGACACUGGGAAUUAAUCCUUUAUAAAAUCCUGUUACUCCUUCAUGCCUAAGAUUUGGAAAAGAACCUGCCAUGAGGAGAGGCCAGAAAAAGUAGAAUACCUUCUUUCAUAAAAAAUGGACUUUACCACUAAGCCGUAAGUCAGUCCGAAAUUGGAUCCAGUUCUCAAACAAGCUGGUUUCAGUUCUCCGCCAAUUUUGGUCCAGUUCUUUGUCAAAUUGUUUCAAACGGGCAAAACAUGUACCUCUCUUUAAUGUAGAGAGUUUGAACUGACUAGAGAUGGAAAGCUAGUCUAUAACGUAUCGAAAACUUUAAGUCCUCAUGUCAAGUUCCAACUUACCUGAAAGUCUUACUAAUCACAUCCAACGCGCCUUUGUAUUCCACCAUCGUGUACUGAUUCUUUAGAAAAGUAAAAUUCAUGAACAAUAAAUGACAGCAGGAAACAGUAAAUACUGAACGAUUUAACAAAUCAGACUUGCUUAGAGACAGCUCCAGAUAUAUUCAAUUGGUUUUAGCUAAUUUUAUGGGCACAGGAUCAAAACUUUCGCGCCGUGCAUUCUCAUAACCAUCUUGGAUCCGUGUUUCUUAAGAGGAAUAGAGAGAGUGAAAGAGGGUGAAAGCUAUUCUCCCUCGUGAGAUUUGGUAUUUAUCCUCAUUGUAGGGUUUCCCUGGCCUUUUGUUGGUGCCCAUUUGACCCACCGGUAGGGGGGAUGUGUGGGGCUAACGAAUCUUUUCCCAAGGAACCGACACAAUGACCUAGCUGAGGCUCGAGGCCCGAGCACAGGCCACAUCAAACUGGAGUCCAGUAAACCAACCGAUGAGAUCACCGGCCUGAAAACUAAAAACAGCCUUAAACUACAAGUUUAUUUCAAGAUAAUAGCAUACAACAGUAAAACGAAAUCUAAAUCUAUGUCAAAAGGUUAAUCAUUUGCUAAUGAAUCUCCCAUUCUAACCUGAAGUCUUGCUCUAACCACUUGAUAAGGAUAUGUCGCUGUUGCGGCGAAAAUCUUCGACAGUGAAGCCAUUACAAGGUACUCAGUUGAACUCUGACGAAAAUGAAAGUUAGCAAAACAUAAAUUAGAGAGCAAAACACUUUAUAUAAAAAAAAGAACUACUAUAUUUUCAGCACUUCAGAGUGAUUCCCAAGAUAACCCACGGUUACAUAAUAAUAAAAGUCAUCCUAUAAGUACCUUCCUACCAGCCACGUGCACAACAAAGGUAUUAAGGUUGUCGUUUGGGCGUCAGUUGUAGCUUCAAAAUGCUGAAGCUCGUCAUGGAGGACUACUACUCAAGAUGAGAAGCCAAAAACUUUCCCCACCCUUCCCUCUCUCCUGUUCCCCCUUUACAUUCGCCACUGACCAUUACAUGUGUUCGUGUUAACCCUUUACACCCUAACAUCAAUAUCCAUAUUCUCCAUACUGUUCUCUGUACAUUUCCAAAGAUACUGACAAGGAGAAUUUCUUAAACAGUCGAACUUUUUCGGUGGCUGAAUAUUUCCUCUAUUCUCAUGACUUCCAUGUGUGAUUCAGAGGUAAUAUUGUAAGGUGAAGUUAGAUGUCAGUCAAUCUUGGGGGGGAGCGGGGCAAAGGGUUGAUUCUUAUCAAUCCUUCUGGGUGGAGAGGGGAGUUGAGAGAAAAGUUUCGUUCCAGUAAAUGACAACACUUCAGUCAUCCACCCUAAGCUAUUAACAUGAUCAGAGUAAAAGCGCUUCACAUGUUUUGUAUGUCAAGGAUUAAGAUCAAGAGUUUCUUGUUUGCUAACUCGGUUGAAUUUGUGAGCUUUAACACGUAUACAAUCAACUAUACAGACACGUGCAGACAGUAUUCACCAGCUUCUUGUUGAUUGGUGUUCCAAAAUAUUGACUGUAGCCUUUCUUCAGCUCCUCAUAGGCCAUGAAUUGCAGUGCUACGUGUGAUACGCCAAAAAUACCUGGAACGUAACCCUGGUCAAGUAAAAUAUAAUGAUAUGAGCAAACUUCAUGUUCCAUCCAAACACAUAAACUCAGGUAAACUCUAAGCUAGGCAAAGAUAGCGAGGUCUUAACUCUAAGACUGAUGUUUGUGCUUCUCUUUUGUUCUUGCUCUUUCCUUCCCUUUUUCUCUUUUUGACUGUUUUUUUUUCCUCCUUUUUUUAAGGAGGUUUGAAAACCACUGUUGGCUUAGAGCAUAUGCAGCAACCAAAACAUACUAACUACAACAUUGAAAUGUUUUACAUUAAGUCUCAAAAGUGAAUAUCAAAGACAUAAUUGGGAUUGCAUCAUGCAGACCUAUAUUUGUAAGAUACCUAAGGUUCUCUGCAAUCAGAGUACCAAACAAUGAGUCACUUAAAAAAUAGGCCCAAUGUAUUGGUGUACAGUUUUCAAAUUGUGCUCCAUAAGAACACUUUCACACUUCCACUAUUGAAUCUCCCAUGUACAUUUAAGAACUAAAGACUAUAUAUAUAUAUAUAUUUAAUAAUUCCUCUAUUAUACUACAUUUUAUUCUAUUAUUUUUUUUUUGUACUUAAGCUCAAGGUAUUAAGGUACACAUGGAGCGGUACACACCACUUGUGACUUCUUGGAUUUGGUUGACUUUAUUAGAGACCAAUACCCUGCAUACUUCACCACAAGACCAGCACACACAGUCAAAAUAAUCUCAAUUUUUAACUUGAUCAAUCAAUCAAAAAGCUGUCAACCGAUAUAUAUCAAGGUUACCUUGUAUAAAUCUCUCAACUCCUCAUGUCUCCACGACUUUAACAGAGCAUCUGUAGAGAACAAGGAGUACAAAAUAAGUCAUGCAUCUGGAUUUCAUGUAAGUGAGGAAUUGGUGAGCAUUAUUACAUGCGCCACCAACUUGAUUCCAGUUCACAGUGAAAUUGUGAUUGAGAAAAGUACCAAUCAAUUUAUUAUUCACUGCUGAAUCAACAUCAGGCUUAUAAAAAACUAAAGAAAUGAUCACAAACUUGAAAGAGCUCUUGAUUUUUAACUACAUUCUCCUUGUAAGUUGCAUGUCUGAAAUGUAUCAAGAACAGUACGGGGGAAAUACACACUGAUGGAAGUGUGUAAAUGGUUCACUUUUCUUUUCUCUCUCUUAGGUAAAAAGGUGUCAUUCAUCUUUGCAAACAAAUGUCUUACCAAAAAUUCAUUUGUACUGAGGUGUUUGUGUUUUUUCAGCAAGGGAAUCAGAAUACUAGAGACAUAAGCGAGUGUUGACCACCCAUAUUGAAUUUGUUAGGUAACCUGGCACAAACCACCAAAAAGUUCAUUCAUCAUUCUAAUGAGCAAAUAGAUGGACCUUAAUCGUUGGAAAGUAAGUCAACGUGAUAUAACUUAAAACUUUUCCUAAAAUGAUCUCAAUAAUAACGCAACACAAUCGGUUACUCGCCAAACAUACAAUUAUCUAUUUGUUCAAAAUUGAUCAGCGCACUUGAAUGAAUGUGUACAGGGCAUCGCAUGAAUUAAUGUCUGAUAACAUCUCGAACCGUGAACACGACCCUGAGAGUGACGCUAAAUGAGCACGCUUCAAACUUCGAGUCUCUCAACGGAGACAAACACCCUGUCCCAGAUGCUAUUUUCGAAACAUAUUCACAAUUCUUUCGUUAAAUUUUUUUCGAAUAUCUGUAGUUUUUAACAGCAGAAACAAAACAAGAUUAUAAAGACUGCCUCGAUAAGCUCUUACGUGGAAAAGCGCCAGAGUUUGCCCGAGAGGUUCAGAAUUCAGACCAACCGUACAUGCUCUAAAUUUAAAUUCAAAUAAAAGAUUAUUUGGGACUAGAAGUUAUUAGGAUCGCACAAGUUAUUAGUAAACUUACACAGCCACAGAAUUUAGAAAAGGAACCAAAACUGCAUAGUUUCUUUGAGAUCAGCUUAGAUUUAUAAGGCCUAUUUGGUGCACCGUUUUAUUUUGUCUCUUGUUAGAAGUGCUGUUUCACAGUAAUUUUUUUUGUUUGUUUUCAGUCAUUUGUGGCGGUGAAAUAUCGCUUUCAAAAAUCUCAAACUUUCAAAAUAUGGCCAACAUUUAUCAAAUAGAACAUAAAAAAACACGAUAUUUCCAUAGGGACAUUUUUUAAUACAAUAGCUUUCCCUCGACGGCUUUGAGGUUUUGCGGUGCCUUGAAAAAGAUCAAAUGAAAAAGAGCACAAAAAAAUUAGCCAAAUCUCAUGCAGCAACUUCUUUAUUCUCCAUGUGUAGAGGGCUGGAUUAGUCUUUAAGACGAAUAUCAACAUUUAGACAAAGUAAUUGAUAGCAUGAAUCAUGAGGUUCAUUUUGGAUAAAUGAUUCUAGACAACUUUUCUCUCAAAUAUUGAUAACUGAGUUCAGUCAAAAAAUAUUGUUUGGGAAGAAAUAUUAAGAGAAUAUAGUUCAAAUUGCUUGACCGGUCGUACUUCUUUUCUGCUUUGAAAAGUGCAAUAUUCAGGACUUAAUUAUCUUCAAGCGGCACGGGUCCGGCGGUUGUAAUUUACGUCCACGGGGGCGUCUUUCCUACAGUAGAAAUCUCAUAAAAAAUAAAUGUCCUCAAUGCAUCAAUUUUUGGUCACGGAACCAUAGUUAAAACAAUUUUUAAGGACUUAACUCGGACUCAAGUUUCAAUGCACAAAGGUUGUGCAUUAAGAAACGAAACUACUUGGCGACGAUUUGACGCAAAAUCUCUGGAGGGCUUUUCUUAAGUCAACACAUAAUUCUGAAAUAUUUGAGGGCAGUCGUUUUUGAGCGGGAGGUGAAAAAGAUAUCUUUUAGGCUUGAUUUUAAUAAUAUCAGUCCUUUUGCAAUUCUCAUUUCACUUUGCAGCUGAUCCUUGCUAUCAUUAUGAAAACCUGAGUGAAGCCAAUAGAAAGAAAGAUUACCUUACACCUCCCGGUUCAGAAUUGUGUGACUACAAACUCCCUGAGGGAUGGUAUCGUUUUGUGGGAGCUGCGGGAACAAAAAUGCCAACAACACGUGUGCCAGCAUACAGAUGUGGUACAGACUGGUCAGGCUGGUUGGAUGGUGCUCAUCCUACAGUGCAAGAUGGUGAAGUUGAUAUGAAGGUCUGCUUUAGUAAUCGUCUAUCUGAGCUCCCGGUUUGCAAAUACUCAACAACGAUUUUUGUGAAAAACUGUGGAUCCUACUUCAUCUACAAACUUCACCACCCACCUGGUUAUGAUUCAUGCUACUGUGGUACAGACUGAAUGCGAAGCAAAUAUACAUGGCGCAGUAAGAGGACUCAUAAAUCGCUCCGUAACUACAUGUGUGUAAGGUUUUUAACAUGUGAUCUACUUAACCUUUCGUCUCUAUCGUGAACAUUAUCAGCAGAUUUUAACUUUGGUGGCAAACAGGUAUUUCUUUCAUUAUAAUGAUAAUUCUCAUCAGAGAGCCUCUGUUAUCGAAGAGAGUUGAAGGAUCUUCAAGGUAAUCUUCAAAUAAAAUCUGCAUGACGCAAACUCUCAAGCUGAUGGUUUUCGAGCCUUUUAAUUGUGAAUUUCUUUUUUUAGUAUAUUUUUUUAAUUAUUAACCAUAGUUAUUUUAGCGUAGGUUGACGGAAUACAAGGAGGCGCUGUCUUACAAUAUCGGCGUAGAAAAAAAAUAAGUAAAGACAGUCAAAAUCUGAUGUCCUAUGAAAUUACACAAAGUUAACGUAAUAAUUGUGACUCAGUAUUUUGGAACGUUAAACAAAUUUCCAGACACACAGUAAGCAAAACUCAAUGGUUUAGCCUGCGUAACCGUUAUUUAAUUAAGCGCGCAGGCACUCCAUUCAUUCAAGAUGAAAUUUGUCAAAACAAUUUUUUGCAGCAAUCUGUAUAGGUAAUCAGGCGUUUGGAGUGCAAUUUGGGAGAAAUCAGCACGAGUAAAUUUUCAAAGGCUAACCAAAUUGCAUAAGCCUUUGGGGGCGAGUGCAACAUUCAUGAGUACGAUUACGUUUAAAAACUGCAUGUAGUUUUUAAAAGUUGACCAGUUUUUCAAAGUUUAAUGUUUUCCUACAACAGAAACGCAAAAAGAAAAAUAUUCGAAGUCGCGAUGUGCUAAAAAUAAGACUUAGAGUAGUAUAGGUGAGUUGUAAGGUGUUGCAAACAACUUUGUACACCGUUCAAGCACAUCACUAACAAUUUUACACAGAAAUGUUAGAUUUGAAAUCAAAAUCACAGUUUCUCAUUGUGAAAUUUUCCUUGUUUUAACCUGCAAAAAUGUUUAAAGAAUCCUAUGAAAAAUAAUGAGCGCUGGAGAAAAACACGCAAGAGCCACUUCUUUUCUAAGACUAGUCUUUGAAUCAUUUGAUGUUUAUUUGUUUCUAAUUUACAAGAAGAGACCCGAACACAAAUCAAAUGAGGCAAAACAAGGCGAGUUUAUUAACAACGUAUCAAACUAUUCAAAAAUCGUUGGUGCUCUUUUCAAAGGAAAGUGAUAUGAGCUGAGUCACUUUGUGACUCAGCUGCUUGAGUGGUAGAAGGGCAUCGCAUAUGUAAUCUCAUCAUUUAACAAAAACUUUAUCCCUUUGUAAAUACUUUUGACUUACACGGACUUUUUUAUGUAGUCCAUAUGCCAGAGUAGGUUCUCGGUACCACUCAUCUAAUGAAAUGUUAUGUAAAAGACUUCAAAUUCAUUUGAUAGCAAUCGCGAAAGAGUAGCUUUUACCAUAAUAUCAGUAACCAGGGAAAAUGACAACAACAACAAAGAAAUGUUCGGGCAAAUGCAUGAAACCAGAACCCAGUGAGGUAAAAACAAAGUAAUCAAUCAAAACUGGUUUUAACUUUACAUCACAACAAUUCAGUAAUAAAUGAAGAAACUUAUUGUAAAAGAUCGUAACGUAAGGAACAGCAAAAGGAGAGUAAGAUAGUUUUCUUUAGAACUGUCACAAUUAAUUUAAUAUUGAACAUUUUCCUUGAUUAAAUUGCAGGUAAUUUUCCCACAAGUAAUGUUAGAAUUCAAUUGUCAAUUGUUAUUAAAAUAAACAGUAAUAAUAAAAAAAAAGGAAAACUUGCAAAAAAGGCAUCUCUCAACAAAGGGAUAAAUUAUUGUUAUCUGUAGGGGCUAAGAAUAGUAAUGGCUACCUCUUGCAUUACUGUACAUAAAAUGCUCUGAGAAAAACUUAUUUUCACAUGACGCCGGAGCAUGAAGCGUUACUAAUAAAAUGUGUAGACGCACUGGGUUGUUAACUUUGCACCUUAACGAAUUUUUUUUUUCCAUAAAUGGAAUCAGUCGGAGCUGUUGCUGAAUAAAGCCUGGUAAUAAAACCACCCGCUAUAAUUUUGUCCCUCGUCAAAAGUAUACCCUAACACAUCAGAUGGAGCACCACCGAGUUCUGUCCAGUCGAACAUGCGGAUUUUCUUUCGCCUCUGCCAAACCAAUGAGAUGAAAAUACCUUAAAAUACUGAUUACUUUUUCUACCGCACACCUUUUCUUUGACAUGUUACAGUAUUGUUAUUAUAGAGGUGAAUAACCAAUCAGUUGGCAUUCUAGGCCCAGAGGUUGUCUUAAGCUUUACUUUGAGCCUUACUGGUGAAAUGAGAGUGACUUUGCUCAAGGCUGAGAGGUCAUUACCUUCUAUCAAAAUCAAGACACCUGACAUCGCCACAAAUGUUAAUGAGUGAAAAAAGUGACUAUAGCACUCAGGUAAUCUGGCCCAGACCACCAAAACCACCAAUAACGCAACACAAUCAGUUACACGCCAAACAUAAGAUUAUCUAUUUGUUAAGAAUUAAUCAGCGCAUUAGGACGAAUAUGGGAAGGCUAUCGGGCAUCAAGUGAAUUAACAUCCAAUAACAUCUUAACUGUGAACAGGACCCUGAGAGUGACGCUAAAUGAGUACGCUUCAAACUUCGAGUCUCUUGACUGAGGCAAUCACCAUGUCUAAGACGCUUUUUUCGAAAUAGUUUCACAAUUCUUUUAUUACAUUUUUUUUUCGAAUUUCUUUAGUUCUUAGCAGUACAUACAAAACAAGAAUGUAAAUAUUGCAAUGAAAAGCUCGUCCAUGGAAAAGCGCCAACGUUUCACUUAGAGGUUUGAAAUUUCAGAAUUUAGACCACCUGCUCAUGGUCUAAAAUUCAAAUUCAAUUGAAAGAUUCCUUAGGACUAGAGGAUAUUAGGAUCAUACAGUUCUAACUCAAUUUAGUCAUCUCAAAUAAAAUUUUGUUCAAAAGUUCUCUUCUAUUGUUCAGUCGCAUGUCACAUUUAAACAAUGUUAAAAUAAGUGAGCAACGCCGCGUAAAAAAACAAACAAACAAACAAACAAACAAGCAACCCAGAGAGAGCAAGCCUCUACUAGUAUAAAAUUUUUGUAUUCAAAUGAUGGUCAUUAAUACCUUUUAGGACCUGUCAAGUCUCUCAUUUUAAAACAACUUAUACGAUACCAUAUCAUAUUUUGGUGACGAAGGGGUUAGAAUACACGCGAGAAAUUCUUCAGUGCUGUAAUUUGGGAGCAGCUUACAUCAUAAAUUUAAGUAACGUAAGGAUAAAAAGAACUUAAACUGACACAUGUUAGAUGAAAAAAAAAACCUGUCACAUUUGUAGCGUCUUUAACUUAAAUGAACUUCACAGUCGCCCAAUUGUUAGUGUCAGGCUGAGUAAUAAAUUAUUCAACUUUUUCUGGAAUUACGUAAGUUUGUUUGCAUUUCCGUAGUAUAUUUCUGCAAUUUCUUUAGCCUGAUCCUAAACUUAAAUUCGAAUUGUAGCUUCAUCUCUGCACUCAAGUUUUUAUGUCGUUCUCGAAUAAUGGAAUCUUGUUUACUAUGAACAAAUUAACUGCAUCCCACAUCAUCAAUAUUUGCUUUGCUUGGGACGGACAAUUUGACGUUCCUCAAGGUUAAUUAUAUUUUCCAUAGCUUAUGGAUGGGUUUCUUUAGUGAGGCAAUGGAUUAUGAAAAGAUGACAGGGAUGUGUUGUGAAAAUACUCCUAAGAGCUAAUUUUAAAGUAGCUUUCGUAUGUUUGUAGCUAAAAUUUACCAAACCUUAAUUCGUGUCUAAAAGCUAAUAAUUUAUACCGAUUAGUUUUCAUUUAAAAUUAAUGAAACAAAUAUCCUCGCCAUUGGUUAGCAAACAUCGCAAACAGAACGAUUAUAAUAUUUUAACUUCCGGCCCGAAUCUUGUUGAAUUCAAUACUUGAGAGGAGCCAAAACAGAAACGAUGAAGUUCUUUACAUUGGCUUAAAACAAACGGUUGGUAUCGUAAUCAUAGUUGUAAUACAUUGAGGAAAGACAGCAUUUUGAACUCUGUAGCAAUCAGGUGGUUGAGGACCGCAUUUCGUAUAUUUAUCAGCUCUAGAGUUACGUGGCAUAAGUUUGACUAAAAUCCCAAAAUAAGAUUUAGUAAAUAUUUGAGGGCAAACUAACUACGGCUACCUUCUAGGAUUUAGUUUUCAGAUAUCACCUAUGAAUACCAUCCAUAGAAGGCCGGUGUAUUUGUUUUAACACGAUGGUGGUCGAAUUCUACUUUGUUUCUACUUUCCCUCAACGGUUUUGAGGUUUUGCGGUACCUUGGAAAAGAUUAAAAGGAAAAAAAGAAUCGUAGCAAAUGUCGUGCGGGAACUUACUUUAUUCUCUAUGUAUAGAGGGUUGAAGUAGUCCCCAAGACUACCAUAAACAAUUUAAACAAACAAUCGAUAGCGUUCAUUUAAGUUUCGGCUAGAACGGAAUCAUAAGGUUCGUUUUGGAUAAAUGAUUCGAAACAACUUUUCUCUCAACUGUUGAUAACUGAGUUAAAAAAUCUUUUUUUGGGAAUAAAUAGUAAGAGAAUAAAUUUAAUUUGCUUGACCGAUCGUACUUCUUUUCUGCUUUGAGAAGUGGAAUCUUCAGGAAUUAAUUAUUUUCAAGUCACCCAGGUGUUUUUAUCUCGGACUCAAGUUUCAAUGCACAAAGGCUGUGCAUUGAGAAACGAAGCUACUUGGCAACAAUUUGACGCGAGGUGCGUAUGUAAAUUCUGGAGGGCUUUUCUUAAGUAUGUCAACACAUCAUUCUGAAAUAUGUGAGGGCACUCGUUUUUGAGCAUGAGGUGAAAUAUAUAUCUUUUAGGCUUAAAAGUUUCUGAAAGCUGAUAAUCAAGUCUCCCUGACGUUGGAGAGUGCGGGGGCUCUAAGAAAAAAUUUUGUGUUUAUCAUUCGUCAUUCCUUUUCAGGAUGAGUGAAGUUCUCUGUUAUUAUUGAUAUGAAAAAAUAUAUAUUUUACUCUAUGCUAAUACAAAGGUAAAAUCGAACGUGCUUUCUCUGUGUACUAAUACAUUAAAAAAAAAAAAAAAGAAUUAUAAGCGUUUGAGCCUAAACAUAUCCAGGUGCAAAAUAUUUAUUGAGGACUUCAAAGGAGCGAGCACUCAUCUUUUACCACACAUACACGUAGAUGGAAAAUGACAAAUAUUGAUAAAAUAAUAAUUUCAAAUGUUUUUCAGUCCUCUCUCGCAAAGCAACUCUAAACUGGUAAAGGAAUGCGACUACAUUUUUUAUGGAAAGAAAAAAUAUUUUGUGUUUAUGAAUAAGAUUCUAACCUAAUUAUCUUUGCUUUCUUGAAUGGAACUGAAUAGCGAAACAGAAACUAAAAAAUUAGAAACAACUUACAUCUAAAAAAAUUACUGAAAAGACAAUUUUUUACAAUCAAAAAACAACUUUGAGAUCCGAGUAAACGGUACAGAAAUCAUAUAAAGAGUUCUGCCGUGCAUAACGUUAAAAAUAUAAUCAAUACCAAUGCUUUGCUCUGAUUAAACUGAACGUUUUCAAUUAAAAAGCCUCAUUUCAAUCGAUGGAUUCACAAUGUAAGUUCAACCUCAUAUCCUCUCUCUUAAAUUGAUAUGGAAGAGGAAUCAAAUUAUUUUGUUCAAAACGAAUCUUCAGCGCAAAAGUUCUGCGUCAUUGUUUCAUUCAGCUAAUGGAAAAUUGCGAGCACGGUACCAUUAGCGUAAGGAAAAAAGGGAGUCUUGUUAAACCUUUUUUUCCUGUCAACUUGCUAUUAGAUGAAUAUUCUUUCCCAUAAAUCGAACGGUCACGAUAUGUUUUGUAUCGCCAAAAUAUUGCAACUCAAAACAACAAUUGAUCGAGACAUUUCAACAAAUAUCUGGCUCACUCGUGUCAUUUUCAUCUUUUAAUCGUGUGGCCGAUCAACAUCUUAACUGCGACUCCGUCUACGAAACAACAUUUAUCAUUCCCAAAUAACGGCAAGAGAUGUAAAAGUUACCGAUAUGAAUCGGAAGAACAAAGGUGUAGCGACUCGGACAGUAAUAAUAUAAUUAUAGUAGACAUGUGGUUAAGAGUGACGCUAAAGAAGUUCGCUUCAAACUUCGAGUCUCCAGACUGACACAAACACAAUGUCUCAGAAGCUUUAUUCGAAAUAGUUUCACAAUUCUUUUAUUCAUUUUUCCGAAUUUCUGUAGUUCUUAGUAGUAGAAACAAAACAAGAAUAUAAAGAUUGUUAAUAAUAUAAUAGCGCCAAAGUUUGUCCGAGAGGUUUGAAAUUUCAGAAUUUAGACCACCUGAAAAUGGUCUCAAAUUCAAAUUCAAAUAAAAGGUUCCUUGGGACUAGAAAAUAUUAGGAUCUCACAAUUCUAACUCAAUUAAGUCAUUUCAAAUAGAAUUUUGCUCGAAAGCUCUCUUCUAUUGUUUAGUCGCAUGUCACACUUAAAAGACGUUAAAAAGAUUGAGCAGCCCCGCGUAAAAAAAUAAAUAAAUAAAUAAAAAAAUCAAGCAACCUAGAAAAUAAAAGAGAUGGCUAGUCUCUAUUAGCAUAAAAGUUUUGUAUUUAAAUGGUGGUCAUUAAUAGCUGUUAGGACCUGUCAUGUCCUCAUUUUAAAACAAACUAUACAUGCACUUGUGGUGACGAAGGGGCUGGAACAAACACGAGAAAUUCCCAAAUAGUAUAAUAUGAGAGCAGCCUACAUCAUAAAUUUAUGUGACGUAAGGAUAAAAAGAACUUGAACAUGUUAGAUGACAAAAAAGAACGUAUCACAUUUGCAGCGUCAUUAACUUAAAUGAACUUCACAAUUGCCUGAUUGUUAGUGACAAGCUGAGUAAUAGGUGACUGAUUUUUUUCUGGAAUUUUGUAAGUUUGUUUGUAUUUCCGGCCGAGUAAAUUUGGCUAAAAUUACUUGGCCUGAUCCUGAACUUCAAUUCGAAUUAUAGCUCUCUGCACUCAAGUAUAUAUCUCUGCACUCAAGUUUUUAUGUCGUUCUCGAAUAAUGGAAUCUUGUUUACUCCUGUCAAGCUGCUAUGGAGCGUUCUCGCGAGAUUUCGGGAGAGCCAUUAAUCAGUCCAUGACAUGUAUUAUGAUUUUUAUUAUUACUCACCUGGGAGAUAGAUAGUUUUCAAAUUAAGCUGUAACUAAGCGGGAAUUCAACAUUUACCUGUGGUGUCUUACCCUAAAUAUUUUCAGAUUAAGUACAAGGAAAGAAGUAUGUGGUGGCUCUUCUGCCAUUUAAGAUUCGUCCUUUUCACAUCUACCAUGAAUUUUGUUACAGCUAAUGAUCAAUGUAGGACCGAAGUAAAUGUACAAGGAAUGGCUCUCAAGCGUUCUGUUUUCAAAAGAUGGUCAGUGGCGGCUCCUCAUCUUUGCGAUGUCAAAUGUGGACAAGAGAUUACAUGCCAAAGCUAUAACUACAACAGAAAUUACCAAAUAUGUGAACUAAAUAACCGCACCAAGGAGGCGAGACCAGAGAAUUUCCUUUCAGCACCCGCGUGGUUUUACAUCCGGCGAUUGAACGGCAGAGGUGAGAAAUCAAAGGUUUUUCUAUCUAUGUGAUUUCUAUUUCUUAAAGUCUUCUCCGUCCUACAAGAACUAAGAAUUGGUGGUGAACGUAAAACAUAUCUUUACUGCAGCUCCAUUAGGCUCUAUCCCUGAAUUACCGGCGUUGUCUUGUCACGAAAUAAAGGCAAGUGAAGGUAACCACAUCAUAAGCGGCAAGUAUUGGCUGGAUCCAACUUGUAAAGGAAAGGCAAAACUGAUUUACUGUGAUAUGGUUCACGAAGGUAGGUCUAAUAAGUUUGCAUGAGUUAUUUUAUUUUGUUACGAGCUAUCAGUAACAUGAGAUUAUUAUAAAAUUAUACUGUUAUUGAUACCAUCACCCAGAUAUUUGAUUUGGAUCAGUUCUAGCAAGGAUGUCUCUCUCAAGUUGCUCUAACAUAGUUACUGCUUCUCUUGCCACAUUCUAGAUAUGGAUGAAUGUAAAUAUAACAUCAGUAACUGCGAUGUGAAUGCAAACUGUACCAACAAGUAUGGUUCUUACAAAUGCAUAUGUAAAGUGGGAUACACCGGCGAUGGACACUCAUGUUCAGGUAAUUUUUAAGAUGACCUUAUUAAUAUUUCCCAAUAAAACCAAUUUUUGUAAAUAUUCUCACGAUUUUAAGCAGCGUUACCCAUGCAUGUUUAGGCACAGAGUAACCUUGGUCUACCCCUGGCUUGUUUCAGAGCAUUCAGAUUGAUAAAUUAAACUAUUUGUGCUGAAAUAUAAUUUCGCAAUAUCUAAUUCAUGUAGCCCUAAAAGAGAAACAUUUGUUUUAUAAUUUGUGAUGAUCAAAGGAAUUAGACGACUAUAAGUAAUAAAAACGAUAAGAUGCAAAAAUGUAUCGAUGGUUUUUCAGAUAUUGACGAGUGUAAAGGAAAUCACUCUUGUCACGUGAAUGCUAUCUGCACGAACACCAAAGGAUUGUACGUUUGUACUUGUCACCCCGGAUAUACUGGAAAUGGACACAGCUGCACAGGUAUUUAUGCGUUUCUUUUUUAGCCAUUUCCAUUAGAAAGAAAAGCACUAUCAUCGUUUCAAGACUUCCUUUACCAGCAUACCUUGUAUAAAAAAAGAGAUGAGUGUACUGAGGCCUGAAGACAAUGUUGAUAAUGACACAAUUGUAUUAAAUAAACAUUCAGUGGUAAAAAAAUCUCAACUGGCAAAGGGAGACUUGAUGGAUGGGCUUACAUGACAGAACAACAGAUUUAAACCCGCGGGGAACCAAGAAAAAAAAGCUAGUGAGCUCUAAAGUGAAGUGCUUGCGUCUAGGACCCAAGAAAACAAGACUAAGGUUUCUAAGCUUAUGCUCUGAAACUUCUUCCCAAUUGAAUUUUUUAAAAUAUAUUAUUUGUUAUGUUUAUCAUUUUACAGAUAUUAACGAGUGUAAAGGAAAUCACUCUUGUCAUGUGAAUGCUAUAUGCAUGAACACCAAAGGAUUUUAUGUUUGUACUUGUCACCCCGGAUAUACUGGAAAUGGAAGCGACUGCACAGGUACCUGAUGUAUUUCUUUUGAAACCAUUUCCAUCAGAAAGAAAAGCACUAUCAUAUUUGCGAGACUUGUUUUACCAGCAUACCUUGUAUUGACCCUUUCACUCCUAAGAUCUCAUUAGUAAUUCUCCUUACUGUCUGCCACACAAUUCUUAUGAUGUCAGUUCUAAGAAUUUGGUAUUGAAUCAACUGAUAAUCCCCAAGCUGAUAUUUUUCCUUAUUCUCCUCACUUGUCUGUUUGAUAUUGUAAUGAUUUGGUAAGGAGAAUUUCUUUCUUGGUCAUUAAAGGGAGUUAGGUGGUUAAGUAAACAUUCAGUGUAAGGUAAAAAAUCUCCACUGGUAAAAGGAGACUUGAUAGAUAGGAACAGAUUUGAACUUGGGGGAACCGACAAAAAAAUCUGGUGAGUGGUUGUGUGAAGCAUUUGCGUCUGGAACCACAAGACAACAAGACCAGGGUUUCUUACGUUAUGCUCGGCAACUUUCUUUUUAAUUACAGUUCGUUUCUUUAGUUAUGUUUACGAUUUUGCAGAUACCAACGAGUGCAAAGGAAAUCACUCUUGUCACGUGAAUGCUACAUGCAUGAACACCCUUGGAUCACAUGUAUGUCAAUGUCAUGCUGGGUAUACUGGAAAUGGACAAAACUGCACAGGUGAAUUUAAUUUCUUCGCUACAAUAUUUUUAAUAGUCCUGUAUGCUUUCCAGCUACAGCGCCGCACCAUUUAGCCGCGUUGCAAGACAAUUAGGUAAUUAAUUACUCAUUACUGGUUUUGAUUUAGGCAGCCAUUUCUCAUGUCAAGAACCUCUUAGGUAAUGUCCCUGACUUUUAAAUGAACAAUUUUGGUGACUAAUGCGUUGUUCUCCUUUAAAAUUAACCUUAUCACAAUGACUGACAGGAGCAUGAAAAUAAAAUCGCUCGUUUGGCUCUGAACCCUGUGCACAGGAUGGAUAUGUAAAUGAUUUUCCAAGGCGUUACGUUUUCGUUGACACUCAAAAUAUAUUUGAGUGAAAAAGUUGAAAAUUAUUAUCAUCAAGUUUUAUAAAAUAGUCAAGAUACUACGAGCGCCCUGCUUGUUCUAAAACAAUCGUUGAUUGCACCGGUAAACCUGUGGAAAAUUGAAGUUUAUAUAUGUUAUUAAAGUAACAGACCGCACUUUCUAUCGGUUUACCAGCGUAGUAAACGUCUUCAGAUGUUGGGAAACCAUUCGAAAAAAAAGUAGAUCAAUCGCCUCCAGCUCGUUCUCACAAAAUCCAGCGUGGAUUAUAUCGCCAGUAAACUGAGAGAAAGAGCGAUAAAUAAAGGUUCUACAAGAACUGCGGUGCUGCGUCAGUGGGAGAAUGCAACAGGGUAAUUUAGUAUUAUCAACUGAGUUGAUGAGGUAAAUUGGCCACCGUAAAGAGUGCUACAACGAAUGCUCGAAACGUCAGCUUUGAAACUCUUUACAGAGGCCAAUUUGCAUUAUCAACUCAGUUGAUAAGGUAAGAAAAAUAAUGGGGAAGGAAAAAAAUCUAAAAGAAAUGGCAGGUUGAGUCCUGAAGGGAUUGUAUAUUUUUCUCUGACCUUAUCUGACCCUUUUAUUAGAACGAAAGGAAACCUUUAGGAGGCAGAGAGAAAUUACACACUCCUGGGAAAUAAUUGUGUUACUACCGAAUACCUCGGGGCUGGCAUCGUUGUGCGGGAGCUGAGAAUCAAAAAUGUCUUUAACGCAUUUGGUAGCAUAUAGUAGAGGUACAUACAACUCAGACUUAAAUGGGCGAUUAAAGCAAAAGGAAACAUGACUCUUUGUAAUGCUAUCAGUGAUUGAGGAAGGGCUAACGCUCGUAACGUCAGCUUUUUUACCCUUUACGGUGGCAAAUUUACGUUUUCAACUCGGUUGUUAACACUAAAUUACCUGCUAUAAUUAUCAAAACCUGGGUGAUGCCAAUAUUAAGAGUAGUUACUCUACACCGCAAUUUGGUCCAGUGUUUUGUGACGACCUAUCCCCCAAGGGAUGGUACGUUUCGUGGGAGCAGCAGGAACAAGCCAGUUGUUUCAGAGCCGAUAGCUUAAUAAACUGAAAUACUCGUGAUAAAAUAUACGUUUCAAAUAUCUAAUUCGUGGAACACAAAAAGAGAAAAAAUUGUUUUGUUAUGUAUGAUUAUCAAAGUAAUCACUCGACUGAGAGUCCGCUCAUUUUUAAAGUGACAAACAUGAUGAAGUGCAAAUAUAUAUGUGGUUUCCUCAGAUAUUGACGAAUGUAAAGGAAAUCACUCUUGUCACGUGAAUGCUACCUGCACGAACACCAACGGAUCCUAUCUUUGUGAAUGCUACCCUGGAUUUAAUGGAAAUGGUCAAAGCUGCACAGGUGAAUUUAAUCUCUUUGCUAUAAUAUUUAGAAUAUUCCUGCUCGAAUAUAACCUGAAGCUGCUGAGGUGGCCAUAUUAUUAGUUUCUCAUAUGUAAACGAUACUGGUUGCGCCCUAAGUCUGCCUACAGUUGUCCUUUAAUGCAUUAUCUGAAAAAGAAGGAGUUCAAAUUCGGAUCCUGAUGAGUUUAUCUGGAUCUCCAAUAUCACUGUUUUAGUCUCAAAGCCUUAAAGUAUUUAAAGACAUGCGAGUUACAAUGUUUAAUUCUUUUUCGCCUAAAAAAACUGUAGGUACGUUUAAGCAAUUGCUAUCUACAAUCGAGUGAGUGAAUAACAGACCAAUAAUAACUUGCAUGCUAUAUCUGUGGAUCCAUAGCAUUAAAUAAAGCAAUUUUAGCAGGAACUAUCGUCCUACCAGUGCUAAGUUUUGUUUAUUUAAGCAGCAUUACCCAUACAUGCUUAUGCACGGAGUUGCCAUGAUCUACUUCCGGUUUUUCUCAGAGCCUUGAUGUUAGGAGAUAUAAAAAAGAAUAUUGGAAAGGAGAAUACAACAUCUAAGUUGCACGUUUCAAAUUUCAAGCUCGUUAAAGACAAAGAAAGAGAAAGCUUUCUCUUAUUAUCUGAAAUGAUUAAAGUAAUUACAAAUCGUUAGACGACAAAAGUAAAGUGCAAAAUGUAUUUACGGUUUCUCAGAUAUUAGAGUGGUUUAGCAAGAGAACGGGAACGUCAUUUCAGAACAGGAAAGCGCGCGGAUAAUCUGGACACGACUCUAUUUCGACUUCCGGUGUUAGCGUUGCCGUUCUCCCCAUCAAGUUCAGGACGUCAUUUCGCUGAUUUCCCGUCGUGAUCAAAACGCCUAGGAUUUGCGUUAAUUGUGCACUUAUAAAUGAGAUAAUGCUGUUUGGAAUGAUUUCAGAACUCAUUUCCAGGAUAACCAGGUUCCUUUCUUUGUUUUAUUCGGUGAGUUUGUGAAAAUUUACCGCCACAUUAAUUCUGGAUUCCCGAAAGGAAACACGAUCGUUAGCAAGCGAUCUAAGAUUUUAGGGAUUAGUUACCUUUUGUAAUUGAGCGUGGCUUUAAGCAACGUUGGGGCUUUUCUUUGAUACAUUUCUUAAACCGUAUAUGAAAACUGUAAGAACGGGUGCUGUUAGUUUUAUCGUGAAUUAAUUCAUCAAUAAAUUAAACUUGCUUCAUGUUGAAGUUUAUCAAAAUGAAACAACACAAAGGUUACCUGCCAUAUUAUUCAGUGGUAUUUGUUGUCAUUGUCGUUUUAACCGUGAUUAAAAAAUUGUUCUGAGAAUUGAAGUCAAAGAUAAAAAAAUUUGAGAAUAUCUUGGGCUGCACUUUUUUAUGUCUUUAGUUUUGAUCAGCGUCGUUGAAAACUUAGACAAGAAAGUCAUCUACGAAAGAAAAUAAAAAUCAACUUGAUUUCGGCACGGUUUUCUAAAUCUAUUAAUUUGAUUCAGUCUUCAACGACUUUAUUCGUUAAAAAAAUUAAAUUAAAAAAAACAAAAUAAAACAGGAACGAAGUCUGAUUCCUCAGUCUAACCGUUUCGUUGGUGACUAGUUUGAGUGCAUUUCAUUCGUUCAUGGUUAAACGGGAACUCAAACAACUCCAUCGUUGAGUCGCCUGAUCUCUACAUGUUUCGCCAUGACUCCUGCUUAAAAGAGGUGUACUGUCAUGAUUGAGAAGAAUAUUCAGUAAACAAGGGAAAAAACGGCGACGAUUUCAAUUCAAAAUUAUACUUUACAAAAUUAUGAAGAAAAACGAGUAGUGCUGAAAUCUAGAAGCACGAAACGAAAUGACAGCGAUACAAAUCAUAGAAAAAAAUAUUUAGUGGGCUUCAGAAUUUGAUAGAUGAAUCUGCAGACUCGAGACUUAGCUGAAAUGAACUAAUUUCAAAGUUUAAUCGCCCAUGUGGAUUCAUAUUAACAACUCACUUGUAGUAAACUAUACUCGGUUUGUGCUUGUCGUUACACUCUCAAAGAGGAUAAUUUCGUUGUCCUUCAAGUGGUCUAUGAAAACGAAAAUUCAAGGCUGAUAAUGAUCCGAAAGAGCCAAGGUUAGGAUAUUCAAGAACAAAUAUAACGUGGACGGUUCGUUGAAACGACUGCUAAGUCACUUUUCAACACAACGCGACGGUGUUCUCGACCCAGUUUUUUCUCGGCAUUUUUGCUGCGCACGCAGUUCUGAAAUGACGUUCCCGUCCUCUUGCUAAACCGCUCUAUUAACGAGUGUAGAGGAAAUCAUUCCUAUCACGUGAAUGCAACAUGCAUGAAUACCCUUGCAUCACAUGUAUAUGAAUGUCACCCUGGAUAUGCUGGAAAUGAACAAAACUGCACAGGCGAAUUUAAUCUCUUUCCGAAAUAUUCAUGACAUAAUUGACUCCAGCGCCGCACCAUUCAGCCGCGUUCACUCAUAACUCGUAAUAUAAGCAGCGGUUUUUCAUGAAGGCGAUCAAGUUUUUUUUUUGUUUCCCGCGUUGAAAGUAGCAGUAAAUUCCUACGAGUUGACUUUCCUCCGAAAUUCACAUCGAGGAAGCAUAAUUUUAUGCUACCUUGUGUACAAAAACGAAUCAUUUUUUGAUUAUGUUUUAAAUGAUUUAACAACCUUACACGAACUUUUACAUGAUGCAGACAUGAAACUCUCCGUGGAACUAAAAAACUUUCAGGAAUCCCAAACCUUUAAAGAUUCCCUAAUAAUAAUAAUAAUAAUAAUAAUAAUAAUAGCAGCUAUGAUCCUUAUUUGACUUAUGCAAACCGAUGAAUGAGUUUCCAGCAAUCGGAUCCUUGUGUUUUCGCAAAGAUUUCUGGGAACGCCACGGGGCAAACAUUACAACUCCCUAGAAAUAAAUGUAUGGCGAAAGGCUGUUUCGAGGUCCAAAGAAACGUUUACGAAGAGAGAUCACCGCUUUUUUUUGCCGCUGCUUUAUCAUAAUUGGAGUGGGUAAUGUUGAUUCAAGGGAAGCGUAAGUUUUGUUUGAACAACCAUGAAAUAUGAAGUAAAAUGAGCCGAUUGACUUUUCACCAAGCGCACGGUUUAUUGUGAAAUUGACAUCGUGUUCUGGUCUCGAAAUUUAGACAUAUUAGCCUUUUCAGUUUUGUUUACGUGUGUUAAGUCUACUUAUAGCUUCUAGCUUUUUUCUUGGCUUGGUAAUACAAAAGAGCGCUACAACGCUACCUUGAAGUAGCAGGAGAUCGAAAUGGUGUGCUUGGGCAUUGAAUAAUAUCGCGAUACAUAUAUGUUAUUUACCGGCUAAGGGUCGGUCCGUAUGGUGAAAAACUGUGACCUCGGCCUUGAAAAAUUUAAUCAUUCACAAAAAGUACAUAGAAAGUUAAAACGUGAGGUAUUUGGUUACAGGUAAACUGAACAAUGGAACUUUCAUUCAUUUGAUGUCUGAAUUUUCUCAAACAAUUCAAUCGGCCUUGAAAAUGCUGCCCGAGGCCUACGGCCUCGGGCAGCAUUUUCAAGACCUCGGUCACAGUUUUUCACCAUACGGACCGACCCUUAGCCAGUAAAUAACAUUUUUUUUUUUUAACUUAACGAAACACAUUCUGAAAGAACCCGAAUGAUUUAGGGCUAUAAAUACGGCGAGAUCUUCCAUAAACUGAACAAUUUCUGAGCGAGUAAAUGGUAGUUAAAGUAAAGGUGAUACAAAUUAAGGAGAGAUGCUUCACUGAAACAUUUUCACUUGCGUAAAUAAAGGUGAUUUAAAAGGCUUCCAAACAAAGUUUGAAACAUUAUUUUUACAAGUAUCUGUCACAAUCUGACACCUGUCAAUUAGAGAGCGCGUAAGAAAAACAAAAAAAGCGCAAGAAUAUUUGAAAAACAACGGAACUAGUUUGGCAAGGACUGUCGCGACAAUGUUUUCUUCAAAAACAAUCAAUGAUAUAAUGGAAAGUAUUAUUCACUCUCAUCGACGAUUCAUUCAUGUACGAAGAUUUACCUCUGUUCAUUAAGUAAACGGCCAGGAAAGUAAUUGUGAGUAAAUUCAAAUUUUUUAUUUUGAAGUUGUGAGAGUUUGCUCGUUUGUUUGCUGCAACGGCGUAUGUAAAUCUGGUCUUUCCUCCACAAAAACGAAAUUCGAACGGCACACUCCAACGAGACACAAGGGGAUUUCACGCGGCCUUUUCUCAAUAAAGUCCUUCAGUUUCUGUUGUGCAAUUUAUGGUCCAAAUGUCCAAAUUGAACGGACUUUGAAAGACUCACCGAGAGCGUAUAUUUAUUGUCGAACUGAAAUUAAAACUUCGCUCGUUCUUUCACUACGAACAAAUUGUUUGAGAAAAUUCAGACAUUAAAUGAAUGAAAGUUCCAUUGUUCAGUUUACCUGUAACCAAAUACCUCACGUUUUAACUUUCUAUGUACUUUUUGUGAAUGAUUACAGUCAAUUGCAGACGGUUUUUAGGCCGCUUGUCAACCAACGUAAUGACACUAUUGCCUAUACAAAUUCAUUCUGAAACCGAUAUUUUUUUGUCAGUUAUUUGAGAGAGAGAGAAAAGAGAGGAUUCAUAAGUCGGAUUGAGGUAGUGACCGAUGUAUUUGCUUAAAAAUACUGCCCAGCGGGAAAAACGAGGUAUAUUUAUGAAAAAUGGCAACGAAAUUUGAGCUGUAUUCGGCGACUCACGAAAGCGUUACCGUGGCCCGUGGGCAGAGAUAGGAAAAUACUGACCGGGUAAAGAACCAAUCAGAUUGCAGGAUUCGUUACCGUGCCCUCUAAAAAAAAGAGAAAUUAAAGUAAUUGCUUAGGAAAUCUUUGUGCAAAUGCAAGGAUCCGAUUACUGGCAACUCAUUCAUUCGCGUUAUGAUUAUAAAUUUUUGGAUGGUGCUAGUAGACAGAGAGUCAUUGCACACUCCUGGGACUUAAUUGUGUUACUACCAAAUACCUCAGGGCUGGUAUCGUUGUUUGGGAACUGAAGAUCAAAAAUGUCUUAAACGCGUUUGGUAGCUUCCAGUUGAGGUACAAACAACUACAGGCUUUGAUGGGCGAUUAAAGCAAGAGUUCACAUAACUCUAUAUAAUGCUAUCAUUUCAUUUUAGUUCCUAUUUGUAUCAUCACAGUCCAAUCCAAAUUCUUCUUUAAAUUUUACUUAACGCAUAGUUGUUCUUGUAAAACAUUAGUCCCAUCUAGUUGUUGUCGAACUGAUUGACUUGAAAAAUGUCAACAAAAAAUGUUAUAUCUGUUACUACAACCUUUUUGUAAUGUUUAUUUCAUUUACUAGCCGACCCAUGUUAUAGUUAUCAAAACCUGAGUGAUGCCAAUAGAAAGAGCAGUUACGUUACACCGCCAAAUGAAUCGUUGUGUGACCACAUACUCCCCGAGGGAUGGUAUCGUUUUGUGGGAGCUGCAGGAACAAAAAUGCCCACAACACGUGUGCCAGCAUUCAGAUGUGGUACAGACUGGCCAGGUUGGUUGAGUGGUGCUCAUCCUAGAGUGGAAGAUGGUGAAGUUUUCAGGAAGGUCUGCUUUAGUGAUCGCUUUACUAGUUGCCGAUACACAAAAGAUAUUUUUGUAAAAAACUGUGGAUCCUACUUUAUCUACAAACUUAUAAAGCCACAUAGUUGUCCCUUACGCUACUGUAGUGCAGACUGA